UCGGUGUGGGAGGGAGAAUUGAGAAAGAUGGGAUUCAUAAAGAAACACGGGCCGCCGGCGAAGAGCACCUUGAAGAUGCAAUGCCACGGUGGUUUGAGGAGGAAGAGUUCUUUUACCUGCAAAAGCAACUAGGGAUCUGCAGAAGAUUCCGCUCUCUCUGUCAUGCAUUCUUCAAGGAAGGGUGUUGUUGUGUUUGCAUGGUGUUCGCUAUUCUCAUAAAAUCUGUCCACACUGUGAACAAAAAUCCCUGCAAGAUUCAGCCAAACAAGGACGACUUAGGCUACGAGGGGUCAGGAGAGACUUCGCCCAUUGCAAUGAGGUGACAAUGUUUUUACCCAGGGUGUCAUUCUAGAUGGAUCUUUAUUUCUUGUGAGGCUGCGUGUCAUUUGGAGAUCAGCAACAGAGAUAACAAAAUCUGCAUCUGGAAAGGAAGAAGAGACCCUUUCUGAUAUUUCAAACAUCCUCAAACAUGUGAAGAACCAAACAUGGCCUAGUGGGAAUGAUACACAACAAAUUUGAUUAGUGAUG
This is a messenger RNA of Cuscuta campestris, 528 nucleotides long. NCBI's taxonomy places the organism in Eukaryota, Viridiplantae, Streptophyta, Magnoliopsida, Solanales, Convolvulaceae. The record is from the annotation of a GenBank genome assembly.